Sorghum bicolor (sorghum) is the source of this 2566-nucleotide messenger RNA. RefSeq names its product probable methyltransferase PMT19. The transcript is spliced from 6 exons. The coding region runs from base 102 to 1964 and encodes 620 amino acids. Gene Ontology annotation, molecular function: methyltransferase activity. NCBI's taxonomy places the organism in Eukaryota, Viridiplantae, Streptophyta, Magnoliopsida, Poales, Poaceae. The record is from RefSeq and is a predicted model, not a curated record. Gene Ontology annotation, cellular component: cytoplasm; trans-Golgi network; endosome.
ACUCGAAGGCAGCGUCGGAGCAUCCGAUCCUCCACCACUCCACCGUUGCGCCCGGUGCGCGGCGUACUGCGCGAUACGCGGACUCGGUGGCAGCGGCGGCCAUGCCGCUCUCGGUGCCGUCGACGCCGGCCGUGCUCAAGGCACUGCCGCGGGCGCUCUCCCUCGCGGCCGCGGUCGUCGCGGCGACAACAGCGUCCCUGCUCCUCAUCUGCGCUGUUGUCUCCAACUCCCACCACGCGGCGUCGUCCUCGUCGCCGCAGCUUCCCCCGUCCGCCAGCGCCUCCACCGCGGCUCUGGCCCCGGCGCCCGCGCCCGACGGCCCCGACCACCACCACCCCCACCCCCACCCCCCGCCUCCCGUUCCCCCAUGCCCGCCCAACGCCACCCACGAUGUCCCCUGCCACGAGCCUCCUUCGGGCGAGCGCCACUGCCCUCCGCGCCCGCCGCCUCCGCCACCUCACCCGCCGAAGGAUCCACCGCCGCACCCUCCGCCGCCUCCGCCGCACUGCCGCGUCCCGCCGCCGCCCGGGUACCGCCCGCCCCCGCCGUGGCCCGCGCGCCGUGACCGCGCGAGGUACGCGAACGUGGACCUCCCGCCGCCGCCCCCGGUUAAGGUGGCGGCUGGGCUGGAGCAGGACCCCGUUCGCCGUCGCGGGGAGUGGCUGGUGUUCACCGAGGGGGUGCGGGAUUAUGUCGAGCAGCUGGAGCGCGUCGUGCCGCUCCGUGGCGGCGUGGUGCGCACGGCGCUCGACAUCGGGUGCGGGGUUGCGAGCUUUGGGGACUAUCUGCUCAACUAUGGCGUACUCACCAUGUCCAUUGCGCCGAGGAAUAAUAGACUUGGUCCACAAGUGCAGCUCGCCUUGGAGCGUGGACUGCCUGCGAUGAUCGGAGCGCUUGUUGCUCACAGGCUACCAUAUCCAUCGAGAUCCUUCGACAUGGUGCACUGCGCGGACUGCCUUGUUCCAUGGACUGCUCAUGAUGGGCUCUAUAUUCUGGAAAUUGACCGUCUUCUCCAACCUGGUGGCUAUUGGGUUUUCUCUAAACCACCUGUCAAGUGGAAAUCUACAUACAACAUUUCUAAUCAAGGGACCAGAGACAUGCAGAACAAUCAAUUAGCUAUGGAUUAUAUGUUGAAUAAGCUUCAUUGGACGAGGGUCUCUGAAGAGGGCACAAUUUCUGUUUGGAGAAAGCCUUCUUGUCAUCUCCACUGUAACCAAGAAGCAAAUGCAAAGCUCUUAGGAUUGCCACCACUCUGUACAGGAGAAGACCCAGAUAGUGCCUGGUAUGCAAAUAUUUCAAUGUGUAUGACAUGUAUUCCAAGAGCUGAAACUUUUAAUGGCUGUGCUGGUGGUGCUAUGGAAAAAUGGCCUAAAAGACUUCAUGCAGUGCCACCAAGGAUAACCAGUGGGGAAAUGAAGGGGUUGUCCAUUCAGAGAUAUAAAUAUGACACUUUGAUUUGGGAGAAAAGGGUUAACUUCUAUCUAACAUAUCUAAAAUAUUUGUCUAAUGGAACUUACAGAAAUGUCAUGGACAUGAGUGCUGGUUUUGGUGGUUUUGCUGCUGCUAUGUCCAAGCAUCCUGUUUGGGUCAUGAAUGUGGUUCCUGCAAAUAGAACAGAGAAUACUCUUGGUGUCAUCUAUGAGCGAGGUUUGAUUGGAACAUACACUGACUGGUGUGAAGCCUUCUCUACUUAUCCACGAACAUAUGAUCUGAUACAUGGUAAUGGAAUCUUCAGCUCCCAUAUUCACAAGUGUGGGAUUAUCGACAUCCUGGUUGAGAUGGAUCGCGUUCUCCGGCCAGGGGGUGCCGUUAUAGUUCGGGACAGAGCUGAUGUUGUUCUCAAAGUCAAGAAGGACGCCGACCGUCUAAAAUGGAGUAGUCGAGUUGUUGACACUGAAAAUGGGCCUCUGGAUCCUGAGAAGCUUCUCAUUGUGGACAAUUCCCUCCCACUUCGAGGGAGCUAAAGUGAUUACUGGCAAGAACCAAGAUCAGCAGGCUCUUCAUGUUCAUGACAACAGGUUCUUGGUCUUCUCAUGUUUCGAGAAAGAGCCAGUGGUCUGCGACCUUACUACCUGUACAAUAUGAAUGUCUUUUGGCUUAAAAAGAUCCCACUACAUGUACAGAUGAAGCGUAUCAGCUAAACCUAUACAGAUGAAGGGUACAAGGAUAUUGGCUAUCCUACAAUGAGAGAUUCAGAAUUGCAUGCAGAUCUACAUAUAUGACCCGUCCAAUAUAUUCGAGUCACUGACGACUCCACAGGAUGCCAUUUCUUAGCUCCAAUCUGCAGGCCUCAUUUCUCAUGCUCUGACGACUAGCUGUGCAGCUGGAACCAUGCGAUCACGACUCUGCAGAUAUGUCUACAUUGACUGUACUUUUCCUUUUUGGUGGGAUCUCGACUCUGUAGAUAUAUGAUACAGGGACUGUACUUUCUUUUUAUGGUAAAUCCAUUGCCUAUACAUUUUUAUAUAGUGUUGUAUAUUGCUGUGUUGUACAAGCGAAGUGGAUGUGCAGAUCUAGUAUUGACAUGAAUUUCUUAAAGGCAUUAUCGUAAUGGUAGUUAUUAUUA